AUGGCCGCCCCGUUUUCACUUAAAGCUCGUCGUCUCGUUUCGUCGGACUUCGUUGACUCCCUCCACACCACCAUGGAUACCAGCGGAAACGUCGUCACGACUCUCUUCGUCUCUAACCUUCACUGUAGCAGCUGUGUGCAUACGAUCGAGGAGACCCUCUCCUCCCUUCGUCCAGCGCCUACUUCUAUCCAUGUCUCCGUCGUCUCUCAAUCUGUCACCGUCGCCCACUCCAAGGACCUCUCGCCACGGUUGAUCAAGAACGAGAUUGAGGACGCGGGAUUCGACAUCGCCAGCACGCCUCUCGCAGGACCCUCCCGUCUUCCCGAUAGUUCAUUCACUUCUUCCCUCUUGUCCGGUCGGCGUCAAAAACAUGUUGACCAAUGUUAUAUGUGCCGUAACGACCUCGAGGGGAAGCACGCCCAUGGUGGGUCCCAAGACUCGCUUGCCAGCUCGUCACCGGAGAAACAUAGCGAACCCCAGCACAUCGCCAUCCCCACUAGCACCGAGGAAUCCCAGCCAUUUCACCUCACCCUUUCUGUCGGUGGCAUGACAUGCGCAUCGUGCAGUUCUACGAUCACCCAGACCUUGUCCGAACUUCCUGGCGUUUCCGAUGUUUCGGUCUCUUUACUGUCUAACUCUGCGACGCUUACUCUGUCGAACCGGGACCUUUCUGGUACUGUAGUCGAAGCAGUAGAGGACAUCGGCUAUGAGGCCGAUAUCGUUGACUUGCGGCCCAUCCAGCCAGAAAGUAGUGGCGAGGAGGGUGAGAACGGUCCGUACACGGUCUUACUAUCCAUCCAGGGUAUGACCUGUGCCAGCUGUUCGUCCACUAUUACACGCCUCGUCUCUGAAUUGGACGACGUCGAGGAUGUCAAUGUCAAUCUUCUGGGCAACUCUGCCUCUGUGGUGGUUCAGCACAAAAAGGUAAUAGAUGCAGUAGUCGAGGUCAUUGAGGAUGCGGGGUACGACGCCACUGUCACAAGUGUGGAGCCAGUAAAGAAGUCGUCUUCGAGAAUGGGUCCCAAGACGCAGAGCUCUACUCGUAUCGUCUCUCUCCAGGUCGAUGGAAUGUUUUGCCAUCACUGUCCGGCCAAAGUCAUGGCAGCAUUAGAGAAAUUCGGUAACCGUGUGCGCAUCGAGAAGCCAAUCAUAGACCACACCGAUCCCAUCCUCAGAAUCUCAUACGACCCGUCGCCACCCUCAUUCACCAUCCGUCAUAUAAUCUCCGCUAUCUCCUCUUGUAAAAACCUCUCCCAGCCACCCUCCGCCGUACCUGCCACCGCCACACCCUCGUCCUGCUUCACCGUCUCAAUUUACAAACCUCCCUCCCUCGAGGAACGCGGCCGCGCUAUGAUCAUUCGCGAACAGCGCCACAUGCUCAUCCGUCUCUUGUUCUCCGUCCUCGUCGCUAUCCCCACCUUCAUCAUCGGCGUGGUGUUCAUGAGUCUCGUACCCUCCUCCAACCCCACGAAAGCCUUUCUCAUGGAACCGAUGUGGACCGGCAACACGAGCAGGAUCCAGUGGAGUUUAUUCUUCUUGGCGACUCCGGUGAUGUUUGGCAGUACGGGGACGUUUCAUAGGAGGAGCUUGAAGGAGCUGAGGGCGUUGUGGCGCAGGGGAAGUAAGACACCGGUGUGGAAGAGGUUUGUUAGGUUUGGGAGUAUGAACCUCUUGGUCUCCUCCGGUGUCUCUGUGGCGUAUUUCUCGUCCAUCGCACUUCUGGGACUGGCAGCCUCGCAGGAAGCUUCACCGGAUGGCAUGGGCGACACAACGACCUACUUUGACUCGGUUGUCUUUCUGACCAUGUUCCUGCUCAUCGGCCGCUACCUGGAAGCUUACAGCAAAGGCCGCACCUCCGACGCCAUCACAAGCCUAGGCAACCUACGCCCCUCACAAGCCUAUCUUCUUGUCCCCUUAUCAGAGGUCCCUGCCUCAUUACCUCCCACCUCAACCUCCACAGCAAAAGACUCCCAUCCCAACGACUCCGACCUCGAGAAGGGUCUCCUCCACACAAACAACUCGUCAGACUCCUCCCUCGCUCCCGUCAAGCCAGGCCUCAAAGUCAUCAAAGUUCCCGUAGACUUGCUCGAAAUCGGCGACGUAGUGCGGGUUCAGAACGGAGCAACGCCGCCGGCGGAUGGGAGGGUCGUCGAGGGUGAGAGUACGUUCAAUGAGAGCUCGUUGACGGGGGAGUCGAGGCCUAUCAGGAAGGCAGUGGGCGAUGAAGUAUUUCUUGGCACGUUGAACGUGAAUGGGGUUGUGGAUGUGAGAGUCGAGGCUGUUGGUGGGGAGACUAUGUUGGAUCAAGUCGUCAGGGUCGUACGCGACGGACAGACGAAACGCGCUCCUAUAGAAAGACUAGCGGAUCACUUGACGGGAUACUUCGUCCCCGUUGUCACCUUACUCGCGAUCCUGACCUGGGUGAUUUGGCUUGGACUUGGUCUCGGUGGGGCUCUGCCGAGCGAUUACUUGGAUAAACCGACGGGCGGGUGGCCCGUAUGGUCGCUCGAAUUCGCCAUUGCGGUCUUCGUCGUGGCUUGCCCUUGUGGCAUCGGUCUCGCGGCUCCAACCGCACUGCUCGUCGGUUCAGGUCUAGCGGCCCAAUUUGGUAUCCUCGUCCGUGGUGGCGGUGAAGCCUUCCAAGAAGCCGCUCAGCUCGAUGUGAUCGUCUUUGACAAGACGGGAACUUUGACUGAGGGAGGGGAGCCUCGUGUCACGGACGUCGAGUUCAUCGACGACCUAUCCAAUAGCUCUAACGCUCGCGUCAGAGAUCUGGAGCGCAAGGUCGUCCUUGGAAUUGCCGCGGAGAUCGAGUCGGCGAGCACGCACCCGCUCGCGACCGCCAUUCGACAGCAUUGUGACGAAAAUGGUGCAGUUCAUGUGGCUGGGAGUAAGUUUGAGGAGAAACCUGGGAGGGGUUUAAAGGCUCGGUUCGAGGAGACGAAGUGCGUCGCUAUCAUCGGGAACGAGAAGUGGAUGGAGGAGAAUGGGGCGAUGGUUUCUAGAGAGCCCAACGAUGGUGAUGAGGCAUCUAUGGUGGAACGUCUGGAGGCGUGGAAGGUAGAAGGAAAGAGCGUUGUUCUGCUAGCCAUCCAGGCAGAGACAGAGGCCUCGCCAUCGUUCACCAUCGUUGCAAUGUUUGCAAUCUCUGAUCCUCUCCGACCGAACGCGAAGGAUGUGGUUUCUCGUCUCCAAAAGCAAGGUGUAGACACGUGGAUGAUCUCUGGGGACAAUACUACCACCGCGCGGGCUAUAGCCAAAAUGGUCGGUAUCCCACAGACGAAUGUUAUUGCCGGGGUCCUGCCUCACGAAAAGGCGGAGAAAAUCACUUGGCUUCAGUCAGAAGGCCGAAAGAAGGCGAUCAAGAAAUGGAGAGGGCUGUUUGGGAAGAGGUUGAAUGAGCGCUGUAUCGUUGCUAUGGUAGGGGACGGAAUCAACGAUGCACCUGCCCUUGCUUCCGCGGAUAUUGCUAUCGCCAUUGGUUCAGGAAGCGACGUAGCAUUGUCAAGCGCGUCCUUUAUCCUCGUCUCCUCGGACUUAUCAAGCCUCCUCACCCUCGUCGACCUCUCCCGCACCGUCUUCCGCCGCGUUAAGUUCAAUUUUCUCUGGGCCUUGAUGUACAAUCUUGCCGCGCUGCCUAUCGCCGCUGGAGUAAUAUAUCCAGCUGGGCAUGCGAGGCUCGAUCCUGUAUGGGGCUCGCUUGCUAUGGCUUUGUCGUCUGUUUCUGUGAUCUGCAGCUCGCUCGCGCUGCGGCUUUACAGGGCGCCCAAGUCGUCAAAGCUCUGA
Messenger RNA from Stereum hirsutum FP-91666 SS1, 3786 nucleotides. Its product is annotated as heavy metal translocatin. Gene Ontology annotation, biological process: monoatomic cation transport; copper ion homeostasis. Gene Ontology annotation, molecular function: ATP binding; P-type divalent copper transporter activity; ATP hydrolysis activity. The transcript is spliced from 13 exons. Bases 1 to 3786 code for a protein of 1261 amino acids. The record is from RefSeq and is a predicted model, not a curated record. Gene Ontology annotation, cellular component: membrane. NCBI's taxonomy places the organism in Eukaryota, Fungi, Basidiomycota, Agaricomycetes, Russulales, Stereaceae.